AUGAUCUCCUCGACGUUGCAAAAGGGCGACAGCGUCGCCCCCCCCCCGAUUGAAGUAGGUACGCGGGCGCUGGUGAUUAUCAUCCAGCAUCUCUGGACCGCGCUUGUAAAAUCUAAGAUCGAUGAUUGGCGUCAACGACGCCGAAAGUUUACGACGCCGCACGACCGGCUGAAUACCGUAGUCGCCACUGGGAAGGCGGACGACGGAUCUGUCUGGCGAGGAUCGAAUUCAGGCAAGAGCGCAGCCACAAUAGCUACCCCAGGACUGGACCGCGUUUGGCCCGCCGACGACGCUUCGCUGUCAUCGCGAGGAUGUUCCGCAGGCGCCGCGGGAGCAGCCCUGCGCAAGAUUACGGGAGGAAGCAAAGUGUCGUCAGAACCGUCGACGGUUCAGCAGCAACGGGGGGGCCGUCGAGCCAUCGCCAGCACCAGCAUCAGCUCUUUGGUCACUGUGGCGAGCUGUGACAAAGACACAUCCAACCUUUGGCACGAUACGGCUCCGGCGAUCUCGUCAACGAUAUUGCGCAGCGUGUCCUCGCUUAUGCCGGGGAUGGCCGUCCGAGGAGUGAAGUCGUGGCUGAUGACAGCCGACGAUGCCUGGUGA
This is a messenger RNA of Phytophthora infestans T30-4, 603 nucleotides long. RefSeq lists its product as uncharacterized. The record is from RefSeq and is a predicted model, not a curated record. The coding region runs from base 1 to 603 and encodes 200 amino acids. NCBI's taxonomy places the organism in Eukaryota, Oomycota, Peronosporomycetes, Peronosporales, Peronosporaceae. The transcript is spliced from 4 exons.